This is a messenger RNA of Cylicocyclus nassatus, 1394 nucleotides long. The record is from the annotation of a GenBank genome assembly. Lineage: Eukaryota; Metazoa; Nematoda; Chromadorea; Rhabditida; Strongylidae.
ACAGGUGUGAAACAAUCCUGCUUAGAAUUAGCGAUGCGGUUGUGGGAUCUCAGCUGAUAGGUAGCACCUCCUCCUCAGUUGAAGAGUGAGGAAAGUGUUGGCGGAGCCAGAGGAGCUCCUGAGUGUGAUGCGUGCGAUCCGCCUGGACAACCGGCUAGCCGGCCAUCGAUUGCAUAGAGUCGGAAUUGCUGGCAACACCGUCUUUUUGCAGCCGACUAUCCCAAAUUCUGUGCAGCUGUGGAGCUUGCAUACAUUAUUCCCAAACAGCUGGCGACAAAUCUUUUGUUUGCCAGUGAAGGAAGUCUUCUAUACCUUUCCCUCAUGCUCAUAUCACAAACCAAAGCUCUACAUACUUGUGGUCGCGAUUUUUAAAGACGAGGAGUACCCACGCAUUUCCAUAUUUGAGGUAGAUAGGGACACCGGCGAAAGCAGAGAGUACAGGCUUGCAGUUGAAUCGGGACCGACAUUCGACGAGGUUCCACUGGAGAAUGCAAUUCUUGGAUGUGGCCCUGAUAGUUUGCAUAUCUAUGACAGAGGUAUAGUAAUGGGACCGAUACCAUACUGGGACAUUACGUUACAUGAGGACACAUUCACCUUGGUACGAGAUGAUAUCAAUGAUGACUCCGGCGAAAAAUGCAAUCGCUUUCCAAUCGCUAUCGACUCGGCUAAACGAGUAUUCGCCCGUCUUCGUGAUGAUCACUCUUUGGUGGUAUACAAUCCCGACACAAAAACCUGGCGACCAUACUAUCUUGCUCCAGGAUCACAUCUAAACCUGGACAGGCUGAAUGUGCGAGGCUUGCAUGAAUCAUUUGGAAGAGCUGGACGCAGAGUUGGUGCAGUCGAAUCUCCACUUACUGUUUACAGUGAUGGACCAGUGAUUGUGGCAAGGAUGAAAGCUGGGCGAAGGCAGUUUUUCUAUCGAGUUACUUUUGAUCAUGAGAAAUGUGAAUUUCUAUGCGAACAGCGUGGAUGGGCACGAUUCUCAGGAGGAGUAGAUCAAAUGUUCUAUACUAUCGUGGGAGAAAACUCGCUCAUUUUAAUCGGCAUACGAGCAGUUGCUAUUGCUCCAUUACAGCCACCCACACUAGUGGAAUGUGCUUUGAUGUCACUGCAAGAUCGACAUUGUAAGAAAGAUAGUACAGGUGCUCGCAUGGGAGGUCUUACUCCUGAGCAAAUCAAGAAAAUGGUGAACUAUCGUGGAUCAUCUCUAAUUCCUGUGUGAAUUAUUAUAUUCUCACCAUUUUCACAUGCCUGAACACCCUGCUCAGUUUUGCUAGACAAGUCUAGAAUCUCAAGUUUCUAGUCAUAAUGGAUUUAAAAUCUCAUGGGAUGAAUUGUAUAUUGCGUUGUUCAAAAAUUUGUUACAUUGACUGAAUUUUAAUACGCCUUGAGUC